Pocillopora damicornis (cauliflower coral) is the source of this 1312-nucleotide messenger RNA. RefSeq lists its product as uncharacterized. NCBI's taxonomy places the organism in Eukaryota, Metazoa, Cnidaria, Anthozoa, Scleractinia, Pocilloporidae. The record is from RefSeq and is a predicted model, not a curated record.
AUGGUUGGAGCAGCACCACCUUCCAUUCAAAGUGUGACAACAAAGGGCCCACAGAGACCAUUAUUCGUGUGGGAAAAUACAUCUUUGGUGGAUACACCAGCACAUCAUAGGAACAGAUUUUGGUUAGGACCUGUUCUGCAAAGCCAGUCCUCUUACUGGAAGUGCUGCUGGCGAGCAUCAGUGCAUGGUUGGGCCAGCACUACCUUCCAUUCAAAAUGUGACAACAAAGGGCCGACAGUGACCAUUAUUCGUGUUGGAAAAUACAUCUUUGGUGGAUACACCAGCAAAUCAUGGGUUUCCAACUGUGAAUACCAGUACAGUUCAAAGGCCUUUUUGUUCUCAUUGGUUAACAAGCCAGGCUGGGCACCAGUGAAACUGUCUCAAACAGGAAAGCAUCGUCAUGGUGGCCAUUCCAUAAACGGUUGUUCAAGCUAUGGACCCACAUUUGGUGGAGGACACGAUGUCAGCGUUAAGAACCACGCCUCUUCCAACACAAAUUCUUACUCAAACCUUGGAUACACCUACAGUCCACCAUCUGGCCACAGUUAUUUACAAUCCUUCACCAAAUCAUUCUUAGCUGGAAGUUACAACUUUCAACCUGACGAAGUUGAAGUGUUUUAUGAAACUACUUGAAGUAAAAGAACUGAAGUAACGAUGAUAUUUAAAACUCCUAUUUAGACCUAUUUACUAACAAUCCAGAGAGACGUUUCUUUCUGGGUUGCCUGUUGGUUAUGGCCACAAGCUGAGAUAAAGCUUGAACAGAUCAGUUUAGGUGGUAGCACUAAACUGUCCAAUCUUGUAUGCAGGUAUCAUCAUUUUUAGUCGUUGGAGAGAGAGCGUAAAUUGAUCAAAGUGACGCUAUAGUGAACUCGGGUAUUAAUUGUGCAGAGUGUUAUAAAAAUAUGCAGUGAUUGUAGUAAGCUGUCAGUUAUUCUGUGAUUCUAAGAUACAGAAUCAAGCCAUUAUCUCCGAAUUGAUCUGCUUUAUUUAACAUCGGUCCGUCAUCUUUAAUAAGAUUUACGCAACCUAUUUCGACCUGAUGAAGUUGAAGUGUUUUAUGAAACUACUUGAAGGAAACAAAUUCCUUUUUAAAGACAAUGGAGACAGGGUUGCCUGUGGCUUAUGGCCACAAAGACUAAGCUUGAACAGUUCAGGCCGUGAUAAACGCAAAACUGAUCAAUUAUGCGUAAGGAUACUAUCAUUUUGUAGUCGUAGGAGAGUGUACCAAAAUAAGAUGUAUGCUCUCCCCAGUCUCCUUUGGCCGUGCUAACGCUAAAAAAUUUGCUCAUCGAAUUCUCAUAUCCACAAGUAA